CCCCACCCACCCUCUCCCCCUCUCUGUCCCUCUCCCUCUCUCUCUCUCCUUCCGUGUGAUCUGCUCUCGCUCCUUCGCCCACUCGAGAGGGCGACCUCUUCCUUCGAGCUCGGCAAGGCCCCUUUCCUCGAGCUCAGCCGGCAGCGGAGUCGAGCUGCGUGGUGCGGAGGGCAUGGCGACGGGGGGAGGCGGAGGAGGAGGAGCGGCGGACUUCGGGGCGGCGGGGGGAGCGGGCGGCAGGAUGCCGACGUGGAGGGAGAGGGAGAACAACAAGCGGAGGGAGCGGCGGCGGCGCGCGAUCGCCGCCAAGAUAUUCUCCGGCCUGCGGGCGCACGGCGGGUACAAGCUGCCCAAACACUGCGACAACAACGAGGUCCUCAAGGCCCUCUGCAACGAGGCCGGCUGGGUCGUCGAGCCCGACGGCACCACCUACCGCAAGGGAUGCAGACCUGCAGAACGCAUGGAUGGGAUUGGGUGCUCCGUGUCACCAAGCCCAUGUUCCUCAUAUCAGCCAAGUCCGCGGGCAUCAUACAAUGCGAGCCCUACCUCCUCUUCAUUCCCCAGCGGCGCGUCUUCGCCCUUCCUCCCGCAUUCUAACAACAUGGUUAAUGGCGUUGAUGCAACCCCCAUCCUACCUUGGCUGCAAACGUUCUCCAAUUCGACGGCAUCGAAUAAGCGGCCGCAUCUUCCGCCGCUGCUGAUUCACGGGGGCUCCAUUAGCGCCCCGGUGACUCCUCCACUGAGCUCACCGACUGCUCGCACCCCUCGCAUGAAGACAGACUGGGACGAGUCGGUGAUCCAGCCUCCGUGGCAUGGUUCAAACAGCCCUUGCGUGGUGAACUCCACCCCGCCAAGCCCCGGGCGUCAAAUGGUUCCUGACCCGGCAUGGCUGGCCGGCAUCCAGAUCUCGUCAACGAGCCCUUCAUCGCCCACAUUCAGUCUCAUGUCCUCCAACCCAUUCAGCGUCUUCAAAGAAGCCAUCCCUGGCGGCGGUUCAUCAAGGAUGUGCACGCCGGGGCAGAGCGGCACGUGCUCGCCGGUGAUCCCUGGCAUGGCGCGGCACCCGGACGUUCACAUGAUGGACGUGGUCUCCGACGAGUUCGCGUUUGGAAGCAGCACCAACGGCGGCGCUCAGCAGGCCACCGCCGGACUGGUGAGGGCGUGGGAGGGCGAGAGGAUCCACGAGGACUCCGGAUCGGACGAGCUGGAGCUCACUCUCGGGAGCUCCAGGACGAGGAGCUGAUGCUAACAGAAACCUAACUCGGGCGGGAUUCUUUCUUGUUGUAGCUUAUUUCUUCCUCUUCUUCUUGGUGUUCCAUUAGUUUCUGAAAGAGAGACCAAGCGUGUGGUUCCUUCAGAUAGCUUUCACUUGCUGUGGUGAUGAUAAUUGUGUUAUUUAUUUGUGCGGAUUACAAGAGCUAGGGAGGGUUCGGCGGCCAGAACCAGCUGAUAUGUAGCCUCCGCAGCUGGUGACCUCGAUUUGGCCGCAAUGUAAGCUCGUUGUGCUGUUGUUGUGACAAAUGUACAUUGAUGUCAGAAAUCACGAAAAUUACCCAUUCUUCC
Triticum dicoccoides is the source of this 1563-nucleotide messenger RNA. Its product is annotated as protein BZR1 homolog 2-like. NCBI's taxonomy places the organism in Eukaryota, Viridiplantae, Streptophyta, Magnoliopsida, Poales, Poaceae. Gene Ontology annotation, biological process: DNA-templated transcription; brassinosteroid mediated signaling pathway. The transcript has 2 exons. The record is from RefSeq and is a predicted model, not a curated record. The coding region runs from base 173 to 1243 and encodes 356 amino acids. Gene Ontology annotation, molecular function: DNA-binding transcription factor activity.